This is a messenger RNA of Octodon degus (degu), 499 nucleotides long. RefSeq names its product protein lin-52 homolog. The coding region runs from base 1 to 297 and encodes 98 amino acids. The transcript has 2 exons. NCBI's taxonomy places the organism in Eukaryota, Metazoa, Chordata, Mammalia, Rodentia, Octodontidae. Gene Ontology annotation, cellular component: DRM complex. The record is from RefSeq and is a predicted model, not a curated record. Gene Ontology annotation, biological process: regulation of DNA-templated transcription.
AUGGGUUGGAAGGUGGCGUCUCCCACGGAUGGGACGGAUUUGGAAGCAUCAUUGCUAAGUUUUGAAAAACUUGACUGUGCUUCAUCAGAUCUUUGGCCAGAACAAUUGCCAGGUGUUGCUGAAUGUGCAGCUUCCUUCAAAAGUCCCAUUACUGGUUCCCCACCUAAGUGGAUGGCUGAAAUAGAGCGUGAUGACAUGGAUAUGUUAAAAGAACCAGGAAGCCUCACCACAGCUAAUCUGAUGGAGAAGGUACGAGGCCCGCAGAACCUGGCCUACCAGCUGGGGCUGGAUGAGUAAAGAUGACACGGGGCAAGUUCCUCAACAUCCUAGAGAAGCCCAAGAAGUAGCCGCUGCCUGAGCACAGGUGUCGUGGGGACUGUAACCGGGCUCCCUCCUGGGCAGUUCUGACGGUGCGCACCUCAUGCCUCCCUGGGAGAGCCAGAUCUGUACCUCCAGGACUGCCCCUCCCCAUGCCUGCACGCUGCACUCUGAGGACAUU